This is a messenger RNA of Ooceraea biroi (clonal raider ant), 1368 nucleotides long. It is a transcript of the gene THG, whose product is annotated as tRNA-histidine guanylyltransferase. NCBI's taxonomy places the organism in Eukaryota, Metazoa, Arthropoda, Insecta, Hymenoptera, Formicidae. The record is from RefSeq and is a predicted model, not a curated record. Gene Ontology annotation, biological process: tRNA modification. Gene Ontology annotation, molecular function: tRNA guanylyltransferase activity; magnesium ion binding.
AUGAGGAGCAGAGUUUUCCUGAAUCUCAUUAAUUGGGGCAAGCAAGCGGCCUCGUACCGGCACAUAAGCUUGACGACGAUGGCGAAAAGCAAAUUCGAAUACGUGAAGGAUUUCGAGCGGGAUGACAACUGUUUGCCGAAUUGUUGGAUCGUGAUCAGAAUAGACGGCAGGAAUUUCUCCAGGUUCUGUGAGACGCAUCAGUUCGCCAAGCCGAACGAUGUGGCUGCUCUCGAGCUGAUGAAUCGCGCCGCAAUCACAGUUAUGGAAGACUUCAAGGAAAUCAUAUUGGGCUUCGGCCAGAGCGACGAGUACUCGUUUGUCUUCCGAAAGGACACGCUACUCUACAAGCGUAGAGCAUGGAAAUUAUUAUCAAAUGUAAAUUCAUUGUUUGCUUCGGCAUAUGUUUAUCAUUGGCCACAUUUAUUACGAGGCAAAGAGUUAUAUUAUCCACCUUCCUUUGAUGCUCGUGUUAUAUUAUAUCCAACCGAUAAGAAUUUAAGGGAUUACCUAGCUUGGCGACAGGCUGAUGUACAUGUCAACAACUUGUAUAAUACUUGUUUUUGGAAUCUUGUUUUGAAAGGAAAAUUAACUCCAAAUCAGGCCGAAGAAAAGCUUAGGGGUACUUUAGCAUCGCAUAAAAAUGAGUUGCUGUUUCAAGAAUUUGGUAUAAAUUACAAUAAUGAACCAGCAAUGUUUAGAAAGGGCACAACGCUCAUUCGCAAGUUGGUACCUGACGGCACAGGAAGGUUGAAAUCCGCCGUGGUUCCUUUGGUGGAUGAUAUUAUUGGUGAUCGGUUUUGGAAAGAAAAUCCAGAAGUAAUUGGUUUGAAAAGUUUAGCAACGUAUCAACCAAUUGUAGCAAAUAGCAUAAAUAAAACAAUGUCUGCACCCACACCUCCUUCACCCAUCACGAUAAAACAUGGAAACAAUGUUCCUUCAUCUCUACAAGUAGUUAAUGUGAACUCGAUGAAAAAUGAGGAAACGCAUUCGAACAAAAACAGAGAAACCGACGGGGAGCGAAUGCAGUGCGAGAGUGAACAUAUCUCUAAGAGAUAAAAGUUUAUACUUCCUUUUUUUACAAUAAAACUGAAUUGAAACUGUAUUUAUUUAUAUUUGAUAGUAAAAGACAUAUAUUUAUAUAUAUAUGUAUAUAUUAUGAGACCUUACUUUGCCAAAAGAAAGUGCCGCUAAUGAAAGAAAGAAUAAAGAUUUAAUUUUAAUUUAAAUUUCUUUUCAAGUUUCGAGAAAUAUCUUGGAACAUAAGAACUGUAUUCGAGAAAAAUAUGUAAAUAUGCAAAUAGAUUACCAAUAAAUCUAGUGAUAAAUUUAAGGAAAGUGUACACAAUAAUAAAUUAUUUCUUAUUACCA